AUGUUCCAAAUUGUGGUUUUACUUAAUGACGUGGAGAAGCUGGCUUCUGCGUUGCAUGAGUUGAAGAUACUCGACCAGGGCAAUGAGCUACUGUCUCCGCGCGACGCCACAGUUUUCGUGCCUCGCACGAGCUGCAAGCCUGAUACCGAUUAUAGGCCUUAUCGGUCAUUCUAUCGAACUGCUACGGAUGAUGAAUUUGCUUCUUCGAGGCUAUGCGACUCACGACCAAUCCCUCGAGGCUACGACGAAAUGUUGAUGUGGAAGAGUGGCAAUGGGAAGCGGUACUGUGGUGUUGAGACCUGA
This is a messenger RNA of Penicillium soppii, 303 nucleotides long. RefSeq names its product monooxygenase. Lineage: Eukaryota; Fungi; Ascomycota; Eurotiomycetes; Eurotiales; Aspergillaceae. The coding region runs from base 1 to 303 and encodes 100 amino acids. The record is from RefSeq and is a predicted model, not a curated record. The transcript has a single exon.